Molecule: messenger RNA, 1646 nt
Organism: Toxoplasma gondii ME49
Lineage: Eukaryota; Apicomplexa; Conoidasida; Eucoccidiorida; Sarcocystidae
Exons: 1
Coding region: 1-1644 (547 amino acids)
Source: RefSeq, a predicted model, not a curated record
AUGGACAGUCCGCCCGUUUCGCAGUGCUUCCACGCCGGGAAACCCAGAAAACGCGAGCAGCCAGGGAGCAACGCCCGCUGCGCCAGCACGAUGGAUCUCACGCUUUGUGUAUCGGGCAAUGCUCCACGACCUGCACGAUUUUGCGCAGCGGCCUGCGUAGAGAAACCACGCGGUUCGGCUUUUCUCGCGGCUAACACGUACCGCGGGAUGGUCAGAACGAAGGCAUUUCCUGCCUUUCUCCUCCUAGGUUCCGCUGUGGUUCUUUUCGCUGCCUUCUGCUUCCCCAGCGGCGCUCAGGCUGCCGUCUCGGAGCGAUUCCUCCGAGGCAACAGCCGGGACAAGAAACCGGACGGUCAGGUGGAAUUUGCAGCGGAGCAAGUCUCAGCAGCCGGGGAUUCGCGGGUCUCUCUUCUGGACGCUUCGCUCAAAUCCUCUGUUUCUCCCCAGUCGGCUCUUCCCGCUCUCCAGCAUUCACCUGCAGCCGGCCCCUCUCAGCCUGUCUCUCCGCCGCCACCCCCGGUCUUCGACGCAGCAACGUCGUCCUCGGCGGGAGUUAGGGCAAGUUCCCCCGAUUAUUUCCUCCCCCAAACUUCGUCUGCUGUUCUUCCCCCCUCAGCCAUUCUUCCCCCCUCAGCCACCGCAGAGGUUCAGUCUUCCGCCACCGCUGGAAAGUCCAGGCGCGAAGACCAGUCCGAAACCACACAAAUCCAGGCCUCGGCCGCCGGCGUCUCUGCUGAAGCCGAGGGCGUCUCUGCCCUACGCCCAGAGACACCAGAAUUGCUCAGAGGCUCCUCCACUCCCGACGCGGCAAUCUCGCCGUCUCCGGCAGCUUCGUCUGGACCUCAUCCCUCGCUUCCGCAUGCCUCGUCGGCGCUCUCCACGGCAGACUUGGAGUUCCUGGAAGCAACUGCCUCGAAUAAAGGCCGAACGCCGCCGGUGGUGACGUCGCGCAGACCGUUCUAUCCGUCGCUUCUCCCCGGAGCAAACAUCGCGAGUGUGGCACUCGAGAAAGGCCUCAGCUUUCCGAGCCCAGAGCGAAAGAGAGGGAGUUCUCUCCCGGAGGACCAUUUCGUUCACGCAGGUCCGCUGCCGAAGCUCGUGAGCGUUGAGGAGACGAGACGCGCGGAACGUUUGCUGAAGUUUCAAGAAGACGAAAGGGCCAGGAAAGGCCUCGAGACGCUCCAAGCGCUUCUCGCACAGCCUGUGCAGACGCAGACUGUGCCGCUGCUUCCACUCAAAGUUCUGAACGUGAAGGAGGAGGCAGUUACCUUGGAACCCUGUGAAUGCUCAGACUGCGCGGACGAGGCGAAAACGAAGAGAAAGGACGGCGAGCUCGGUCCGCCCUGCGAGUGCAAGGACUGCCGGCGGAAGGCGGAGGAGGAGGCGAGACGGAGAGCGGCAGAGAAGGCAGCGGAGGAAGAGGCGAACGGAACACCCGAGGAGACAGUUGAGGGGACAGCCGACAACACAGAGGCGAACGAGACUACCACUUCUACGCCUUCAACGCCUUUGAGUGCAGACGCACAGUUGCUUCUCAAGGGCGCAGAACUCAGGACGGCGGACGCGCGACUCGCUUGCCCGGUCGACGUCACACGCUUCGGCAUCUUGCUGGGUGCCGCAUCCCUCUUGGUUCCGUUGUUCUGAUC